AUGUCAAUUAAAGAUCGACGUGCAGAAAUCCUCAAUGCACAUUUCGACAAGCCAGGCGCCACCCCCGCACCCAUAAUCACAUCACUAAAUGGCGACAACUCGUGGCUGUUCUCCAUUCCAGUGCCGACAAGACACCGGAGUCCCAACACCUCGCCCUAUUACCACAUAGUGUCGGAUCCGUGGCUGACGGGUCCACCCACCACCGGCAUCAUCGCCUGGAUCAUAUCCUUUGGCCACGUGAGCCCACCGGCCGCGUCGUCGGGCGCCGACGUCGAGACCAUUUGCGCCGAGAUCGACGCGGCCGCGGGCUUCAGUCCAGCGGCGUCGGAGCAGAAGCGAUCCCGCAUCGGCGCCAUCGUUCUGGGCCAAAAGACGUCCGACCACGUCAGUGCUCGGUCGCUGGCGACCUUUGACCCGACGAUCCCUGUGCUGACCGUACCGGGAACCGACAAGGCGGUCCGAGACAUGGGGCAUUUCGACACGGUCGGAGCGCGACUACAGAUGGCAGACGAGAUACGGGACUGGCGGGGGUGCAUGGACAAGGAGCAACAACAACAGCAGCAGCAGCAGCAGCAACAGCAGCAGACCCCGCUACGGCUGCUGCCGCCGUGGAUCUGGACCUUUGGAGUCAAGGGCGACAACUCCCUCAUGUCGGUCGGGGUGAUCGCCUGGGAGACGGAAGCGUCUGCGGACGCCUACGACGCCGUGCUCGACGGGCCGCACGGAAUUCGCACCGACAGCGCCGGCGCGCAGGCCCUGGGUCAGGCCAGCCCGCCGCUGCGCUUCCUGGCGAUGCUACACCCGACCAAGGAGAGCCGCACGCUGUGGUUCAGAAACAUUCGCGGCGGCGCCAGCGGGGCGGAGCUGGCGGCACUGAUCAGGACCAGGGUGUGGAUCCCGACGCACGACUCCAUGUACACCUACAGCGGCCCCGCUGGCUAUCUCGUAUCCGAAGCCCUGGGGGACAAGGCGAAGCUCGCUGGGGAUGGGACGGACGGGAGAGCCAAGAUUGUGCACGUGGGCAACGGGUUGAGCUACGCGCUGGAUGCCGGGGAGACGUGA
This is a messenger RNA of Pyricularia pennisetigena, 1062 nucleotides long. RefSeq lists its product as uncharacterized. The transcript has a single exon. The record is from RefSeq and is a predicted model, not a curated record. NCBI's taxonomy places the organism in Eukaryota, Fungi, Ascomycota, Sordariomycetes, Magnaporthales, Pyriculariaceae. Bases 1 to 1062 code for a protein of 353 amino acids.